CCAACAAUCCCCGGCAUGUUCGGCCGCGUAUAAAUAGGGCGCCCAUUGUGCCACACGGCGAAGGGGAGUCACGUCCGGACUCGUGCCGUUACCGGGAGUCGAUACAUCGCGAACCGGCGUUGCGAGAUUCUGGCCGGGGCCUCGAUCCUCCCUGCGCGCGUCAAGUUUGGACAGUGAACAUGCGGCUGUGCGCGAGCUGCGCGCUCCUGGGACUCUUGUUGUUGACGGCCUUCGACUCAUCAGAAUGCCUCCAGACGACGGUGCGGCCGGCCAAAGGCUCGACGGUGACGGUGUCCACCGCGCUGCCGGCGGAUCAGUGUACGGUGUGCACCGUGAGCGGGGUGAACGACACGCUGACCUCCUGCCACUCCUCUCUGGCUCUGGUUCCCGAGGAGGAGGUCCGGCUUCUGUUCAACUGCUCCCAGUCGAUAGAAGAGUUCUUCACUGUGAGCAUCGCCCGGACCAUCGAGUGCACGAAGGACGCCUGCAUCCCGGCGACGGUAGAAACUCAGCCCACCCUCCUCGCGGGGUUGAGACGAAUCUUCACGUGGGAGCUGAAGGCGCCGGAGAAGACGCUCGUGGCUCUGGACGUCAUCGGAGAGGGGCUGAUAGAGAUGUCUCAACCGUGCCUCGAUGGCGUUCUGUAUUCAGUGACCACGUCCAAAACAAACCUCGAAGGCCUGACGCAGUAUUGUCGAGGCGGUUCUGAGACUCGUCUAGAAGCGCCCAAUGGAGCCGUUGUGUCUCUGCAUGUUGAACCAACGGUUCCGGUGGAAUCGGUGUUGUUCCAGGCCUCAGCUGGGCCUCUGAAGGGCCGAAUAAUGGUUGUAACCAUUGAUUCAAGCACGACUCUGGUCGUCAGCCGGGACCCGGGGGAGCCGGAAUGUGACGUUUGCUCCACUGGCGACUGCAGCCCCACGGAGAAGACGCUGAGCGACGUCGAAAAACUCUCGCUGGAGUUCAGCUGCAUGAAACCUCAGGAUGUGUACAGCGUGAAGAGGGAGAAGAAAAUAGAAUGCACCCAGAGCUCCUGCACUCCCGCUCCAGGAGAAAUUGAUCCCGACGUCUUCAGGGACUUCAAGAGAUUCCUAACGUGGGACAUUAGUGUGCCGGACAGGACCGUCCUCACUCUGGACUUCCCCGGAGGAUUGGAGGAGAUGUCUGGAGCAGACAAAUGCCAAGAUGGCCCCCAGUACUCUGUGAGCACAACUAACAGGGAAGGAAAGAUUAAAGUUUCCUUCUACUGUAAGGGCGGGGCGGCGCCUCGUCAUCUGGAUCUGCUCGGAGCGACGGCCGUGACUGCGCUGUGUCCCAAAGGGAUUGAAGUGGACUCAUUCACUGCCAAGGCGGCACCCAGAGGGGGCAGAAUGAUGUCCGUGAUGCCCGAUCCGAACACCAUCGUCAGCAUCCGCAGGGUGACCAGCGAGUUGGACUGCAGCGUGUGCAUCAACGAGAAGCCCAACCAGAAAUGUGAGCCGUCGCAGCUCAAACUGGAAGAUCCCAGCAACACCACAGUAGAGUUCACCUGUCCUCACCCUCAGGAGGUGUUCACCGUGGAGAUCAACAGGGACAUUGAAUGCAAAGACGCCUCCUGCCCUGGAAACAUCGUUCAGGCCGAGUCCUCGCUGUUCCCAGCCUUCAACCGGACCUUCACCUGGGACCUGAAGGUCGCCUCCACUCGGGCCUUCCAACUGGACUUCCCGGAACCGGGAAUGCGGCAGAUUCCCAACCAGGAGACCUGUCCGGAUGAGCACACGUACUCCAUUGUUGCCUAUCUGCGCACGGGGCCAGCAAUCAUUGGCACCUUUUGCAAAGGAGGAACUGUGACCACCAUCAUGGUGCUCUACAAGGGCCGACUGUCUCUGCAGGUGCCCGGCAACCGGAAGCUGGAGCCCGUUGACAUCAAACUCAGCGUAGGACCUGAGACCCACAUGGUCGCCAUAGUGACAGUCGACCUGCCGCGAGGUGUGUCCAACACCAACUUCAUCGCGGCCAACUAUCCCUCCGACUUCCCCGACGACCAGGAGAUGCAGUGGAACUUCACGGUGCCCGGCAUGCACAACUACACCGUGGAUUUCAGCGACGGCACGGCCCCAGAGUGCCUGAGGAACGAGGUGGAGGUGGAGUACCACAGGGAGAAGAAGAAGAAGGUGGCCAAACUGACUCUGGAGGAUCCUCAGCCGCAGCACCAGCAGGGCAACUUCAACAUGGUGCUGAGGAACUGUGAGACCAACCGGACGCUACAGGGCCUCACCUUGAACUACACGGUCUCUGUGAUGAGGAGUGGCCAUCCAGUCCUGUGUGAGGUGGAUCUCACCGGACGGCAGGGCGUGUCGCUGCAGAUGGAGAAAGUCGGUUCUGAUCCGUACUGUGAGAUGAGAGUGAACUCUCGGGUCGAAAAGAAGCUCAACGUGGCCGCAGGCGGGAAGGCCAGCCUGUCCUUCCUCGACUGUCCCAAUGAAGACGUGCGCCUCACUGCCAGUAAAGUUAUUGAGUGCCAAAAUGUGACGUCCUGUCCUGCGACUCAGCUCACGGUGCCCACACUGGACUCCUGUCUGCCGAUGCCCCUCCACAGCUUCACCUGGCACCUCCAAGUCCCUCAGGACGGCACCGUGGACCUGGAGUCCCCCACAGGGAGUCUCCGACAGUCGCUGCCCGGCCAGGAGUGUGACCCGUCCGUUUCCCUACACGUGGCCGAGGGCGACGGGCUUUCCGUUGGAGAUUUCUGCAAAACCGGAAUGAUCCAGAAAGUUCAGGUGCACGCAAACGUCUCCGUCACGGCCACAGUCCUGGACUUCAGCAAGACCAAGGGGCCUUUCCUCAACGUCAGCUUCAGCCAGGAGAUCUCAGAGACCAUUAUUUAUCAAGUCAGCCCAGAGGAGUCGUCUCCGACCCUGCUGGCCACGCCCAACUGGCCCCUGGGUAUGCGGCCUUCGUCCACCGUCUCCUGGAUCGUCUCCGUACCGAGCCAGUACGAGGCGCACGUGCAGUUCGUCAACCUCAGCCAACCCAAAUGCGCCGACCGGCACACCGCCAUCAAGGUGAUGAUGCUGGGGGAGGAGGAGGAGAUGAUCAGCCACAGGGAGGACGAGAAGGCGGCGGACAAGUUGAUGGUGCCGCGCAGCUUUUAUCUCAACAUGUCCAACUGUGUACCAGAGGAGGGACACUUUGGUGCAGUGACCAACAUCGUCCUGCAGAAGAAGAGCAAUCUCCUGGCCAUCCUCCUCGGGCUAGCGGGAGCUCUCCUGCUGGUGCUCACAGUGCUCGCCGUCGUCUGCUUCGUCACAAAGAAAAGGAAAAAAGACAAGCUGGCCAAGGAGGCGUCCAUCUACAACGGCAAAGGGAACAUCUUCCGCCCGAGUGACCGGCACUUCAGCAAAGCUCGGUCUGAGAACGACUCCCACGUCUACGACAACAUCGACGAGUCGAUGAUGUACGGCCAACUGCUGGGCGACACCAGCUACGCCGACAGCAUGCCGGACCACUUCAACGGCGGGCCGGUGGACUCUUACCAGACAUUCACCGGCCCCACUGAUUCAGGACUGCCUGUGAUCAAAGAGCCGGACCAGGAGCCCGAGCUGGAGCGGUUCCAGACGUUCCUGGACCCGGCCGAGUCUUUCAACCUGACCCGCCCGCGCACUCCCAUCGACCGGCAGGACAGCCUCGGCUUCCAGGACCGCAGGAUGUUGGACAAUGAACUGUACACGUUCAAGAGCACGGGGGACAUCAACACGAUCCGGCUCUCCGCUGUCGACAUGCAGCCGCCGACGAUAUCGGAGGACUCCCUGUAGUGGGUCGGGACUGCAGCCGCAUGAUGGGCCGCUGUUACUGAAUCCUCUUUGCGGCAUCGAGUGUCUCCCGGGUGGUACUCAUGUGAACUUUAACCACACUCGGGGAGGAAAUAUGAGAUUGACGAGCUCCCCGAUUUGAUGUGGCCGUCUUCUUUGUCAGAACUAAAGCUUCAAGAGUCCGAGCUGUGAUCCUUUUUUUUCUAUAAAGGAUCAGUGUGAAGCAAUUAGGAUAUUGAAUAUGAAUUAGUAUGUUUUCUUUGGUGUAUGAUCACCUGAAAAUAAGAAUCUCUUACACACUUGGCAAACAAGUUGGUUGCAGCCUCACUGCUAGAUGGCGCCAAAUACUACACUCUGCACCUUUUCUUUCUAAAGGACGUUUGAGAAAUACCUUUCUGCUUUUUUGCAGAGUUCGAUGAGAAGACCGAUUCCAUUCUUAUUGUCUUGUAAAAUAAGAAGUUGCAUCUAGUUAGUUUACGCACUGAAAACAGCAAGGCUGGCUCUAUCUAAAGGUCACAAUCCACCAACUAGCGCCUUUUAAAAUCUCAUACGGACUUAAACGUAUUAAAAAAACACGCAUUAUUGUAUUAAUUAUUAGUGAGCCGUCUGCAUCUUAGUGUACAAACAUGAGUGAAUUUUCUAUUUCUCAAAAAGAAAGCAACAAAAUGAAAUGCUGCACUAUUCCUUUUUUAAUGUUCUAUCUGUUAUUGCUUUUAUUAAAUCUUUCCCCGUGUGGUGAGGAUUCAGGAGCACGGACUAUGGAAAAAGUGGUCCUCUAGUCCUUGUUUUAAGUGGUUUUAUAUUGGUUACUUGUUUUUGAAGAGAUCUGUGUUUCUUUUUUGCAAUAAAUUCCAAAAAGUU
Pseudoliparis swirei is the source of this 4649-nucleotide messenger RNA. Its product is annotated as CUB domain-containing protein 1-like. The record is from RefSeq and is a predicted model, not a curated record. The coding region runs from base 180 to 3791 and encodes 1203 amino acids. Lineage: Eukaryota; Metazoa; Chordata; Actinopteri; Perciformes; Liparidae. The transcript has 14 exons.